Molecule: messenger RNA, 609 nt
Organism: Acanthosepion pharaonis
Lineage: Eukaryota; Metazoa; Mollusca; Cephalopoda; Sepiida; Sepiidae
Source: the annotation of a GenBank genome assembly
AUGGGAACAUAUUGCCUCAAACUGAAAUGGCAUUAUUAUGUGACCUUUCCUUCUUCCUCUCCUUUUUUAUCUCUCUUUCCGUUCUUUUUUGUUAUUUUUCUUUUUCCCCCCAUCUCCUUUUCAAUCUUUAUCUUUCCUUUCUUUUUUUUUAAUUUUUUCCUUUUUCAUCUUAAUCUAUCUUUCCUUUCUUCAUUUUUUUCCUUCCCCUUUUUUUUUUUAUCUUUGUCUGUCUUUCCUUCUUUUAUUUUUCCUUCUCCCUCUUCUUUUCUAUCUUUGUCACUCUUUCCUUUCUUUUUUAUUUCUUCCUUCUUUUCUUAUCUCCCUUUCUUUUAUUUUCAUUUUUCCUUCUCCCUUUCCAUUUAUACCUUUUUUUCUUUUAUCUCUUCCUUCUUUGUUUCCUUUUCUAUCUUUUUCUCUCUUUCCUUUCUUUUUUCCUUCUUUUCUCUUUUCAUUGCACUUUCCUUCAUUCCUUCUUCUAUAUAUUUUCAGCUCCCUUUCAUUUUCUACUUUUAUUUCUUCAUUCUUCAUCUCAUUUUUUUAUCUUCAUCUCUUUCCUUUCUUUAUUCUCUACUUCCCUCUUCCUUUUCCUCUUUAUCUUUGCCUCUUUAA